Messenger RNA from Coturnix japonica (Japanese quail), 5459 nucleotides. It is a transcript of the gene SAMD7, whose product is annotated as sterile alpha motif domain containing 7. Gene Ontology annotation, cellular component: nucleus. Gene Ontology annotation, biological process: negative regulation of DNA-templated transcription. The record is from RefSeq and is a predicted model, not a curated record. NCBI's taxonomy places the organism in Eukaryota, Metazoa, Chordata, Aves, Galliformes, Phasianidae. Gene Ontology annotation, molecular function: chromatin binding; histone binding.
GGCUGGCAUUUGCAUUGAUAAUCCUGUGUAGAUCAUUGCCCCCAGAUCCUGAGCAGGGUGCUUUGUGAUUACUCAUUCCCCUGCUAUCAGUAAUCUAACCACCUGCUUGUUUGGGCGGACUCAGAAAUGCUGAUGCAAUCCACCUCAAUGAGGCACAGCUGUUCAACAAUGCAUUUGUAGUGCAUAGUUUUCUGCCUAGAUUUCUACUGUUCAUCUGACUUCAUUUACCCAUAAAUCCGAUUCUUUUUAUCACUGUUUUCAGUUUCUUUCUGAUAACCUGUACAGUCCCCAAGCACUGAAGGGCACGGCUGUGACUGCCAGAAAGACUACUUGCUUAUCUGAGCAAUAACUGGUAUAACUUGCGCGUUGCCUACAUUGUUGAAUGUCUCCUUCCUUUUUUUGGACCUGCCAAUCCAGUUCCUUACCUUGGAAAGUUGCUGCCAUCUCCUUGAAUCAUGACUCCACGAGAGCACAUGAGAAAAAUGUCCAUCCUGGGGGAACAGGGAGCACUGGAUGAAAAGCACCUGUACCGUCUAGCGAGCGGCAUGGCAGCAGGGGAACUGCGGCAGCGACAAGAGAUGCUCAUGAGGAACCAGCUGAUGGCAGUGAACCCUCAGCUGAUGGGCACAGCCCAGCAGAGAAUGCAGGCGAUCCCCUCCCAGUUUGAGCCUCGGCUGGUAGACAGAGAUCUGUUACCUUCAACUGACAUGACGGCCACAGCCGACCCGAGACAAAUUCAUAUCACAUCCCACCUCGGGCCCACGGUCCCACAGCACAGCAGCAUGCCCAACCUGCUGUCCAACCGCAUCUACCCAGGCCCAGGAUAUGGCUUUCUCCAACCAGAAUCCAUGGAGGCUGUGGCCAGAAGACAGGAACUGGUUCAGAAGCAAAAUAUCGCCAGAAUGGAGAUGGAGAUGAGUGCUAUCUUUCAGCAAAAAGAAAUGGAGAAAGCUCAUCGGAAAGGACUGCUGAGCCUGGAAGCACCUUUCCUUUACCACGGGAUGCCGGCCAGUCCCAUUGCUUUCCGCGGCAGGCACAGGCUGCCUGAAGGACACCUUCCCAGUGACUUAUACGUUCACCGUACCACCCUGGAUGAAAUCCAUGGCAACACCAUGCUGAUGGCCACCAGCCCGUACCCCCCCGUCAGCACCCUGCAAAGGGAGAGGGGCCGCCGACCAGGGAGGAGAGCUGCAAACCACAAAGCUGCAGACUGUGGGGCCAAUGGCACCAAGAGCCAGACUGAAGACAAAAGUAUGGACCUCGCUUCCACUGCGGGAGAUGAUGAGAAAGAAGAUAAGAAAGAGGCAGAGGUGGAGACGCCAAACAAACACGAACAAAGCAAAAACCAGGCGGAGCCACCAGCAGUUGUCAAGAACUGCAAAGAGUUAGAGCAAGACUUGAGAAAAAACUGUGCUAAUCAUGAAAUAUCUGCUGAGCCCAACAGCUGCAACAGCACGAGUGAGAAGGAGUCCAAUAGCUCCUGUGCUGCUUUUGAUGACAAGUACAUGUACCCGUCUGCCAUCCCAUUCUCAGCACUACCAUAUGGAUUUCCAGUUCCCAGCAACCCACUGCUCCCUCCAGCAGCUCAUGGCCUGAUCCUGAACGGAGAAGACAUUUCCACCAUUGAAGACAUCCGCAAGUGGACAGUUGAUGAUGUGUACAACUUUAUCAUUAGCCUCCCAGGCUGCUCUGAUUAUGCCCAGAUAUUCAAAGACCACGCUAUCGAUGGAGAAACCCUCCCACUGCUAACAGAGGAACAUCUCCUAGAUACUAUGGGAUUAAAACUCGGGCCAGCGUUAAAAAUCCGCUCUCAGGUGUCUCGACGUCUGGGCAACGUGUUCUACAUGAUGAACCUUCCCCUGUCCGUGCCCCUGCCACCUGCUCCAGGCAAACCCCCAGAGCAGCCCUCUGACAUCACUUCCCCUCUUCGCUGCAACAGCAGCGGUGAUGUGCUGGACAGCCCCUGCUCACAGGGCCUGGAGACUUCAAAAACAGUGGAACAGAUUGUUUCAGAAAGCAGGGAACAUCCAUGUGAUGCAGAUGGACCACAGGCUGACUUCCAGAUGAUCGCUUUUCAGAAGAGUUGAGCUGGGCCCAAGACAUAAAAUGUUUCUAAUGAUACAGGAGCCUUCAGUUACCAGGUGUUUGAGAGGGUAGCUGCAGCCUGAAACCUCUGCAUGGGAUUGAGACUGAAUGAAACCAGUUGUGCUGCGGUAUCUGAAAAGCACUUUAAAAAACAGGACUACAUAUUAGUGCAAUUACUUUCAAGUGCAAUUCACUGAAAAGGGUACCAGUACAAUUAACACCGCUGAAAUCAGUCAGAGGCUCAGAGCACACAAACUUGACUCUGAAGGACAAACAAAUGGUUUUGAGGAAACUAAGUCUUGUAAUCUGAGUGUUGCUCGAUUGGUGAUCUGCUGUACAUCACCACUUCAGAUUCCUCCUCCUUUGUUUAGUUUCUGUGGCCACACAAAAACCUGUUAAAAACCAAGAGGUGCUGCUGUGUCUCAACACACGAGGAGGAAUGUUCUUGUCUUUUAGACUGUGGGCAGCUGUUUUUCUGCUUCAGCUCGAGGAAAAAUGUUUUAUUAGUUUUGAUACUGUAAAUCAAACAUUUGUGCAGUAGAUUAUAUGAAAUUAGAUGUUUGGAACAGCAGCUUACGGUGUUCAUCUUACUGUGCAGUCCGAACUUCGGAGCCUUGAGUGGCAGACACCUCUCAUAUUCCCUUCUUGAAACAGCAAAGCCUUGCUCUAAGAGUUCAGCAUGAUUCUGCUUUGUUGAAAACUCUGUCACCGCCACCAGUUCCAGCAGUGCUGGGCUCUGUGCUUCAGAUACUGUAAGUAGGGGUUAUGUUUGGAGGUUCCACUGAUGAAUUCCACUUAGGCCCAAAGGAAAAGUGUGAACUGCUAUACAAUAAAAUACUCCAAAGAUGCAGACAGGCCCUAAGGUGUUCUCCUAAGUGAGGUGCUGACCUUCAUGCUGAUCCAUUCUCUUCAAUACUUUUUCUACAAUAUUCCAAGAUUUUUAAAUGUAGGAAGAUGGAUACAAGAGUUUUAGAUUGGAUUUGAUAAUUUUAAAGAUGUUUUACUUUUGCAGAUCCUGGAUAACGCACAAUUAUCACUACAAUGAAGUUGUAUUCUGGUCGUAAUGUUUUUACAUGCUACUUUAACAUAUAACGUCUUGGAUUACUGACACCAGAAGAGAAAGUUUCCUUUCACAGUAGAUUCACUUAUCUAAUUAAACACAAUCCACGUACUGGUUUUCAAAUGGUGUCCUACCUGGCAAGCCCUUGGUGCUGCAGGACCAGUCCCAGCUGGGGGCUCGCUGGGCCACACGAUGUCGCUGCCCGGUUAUGAGCACUUCGCAGAGGCCGCCCCCAAGGGAAAGGCAGCACAGCGUGCAGGUGGGUGUCAAGAACAGGGAUGUGAGCAAGCAGGACUUGUUUUCCUCAAGGAACAGCAGAGGAGCUUGAGUUGAAAUCCUAUGUGCUAGGGAAGAAAGGCUGAAAUCUGGCUCUGAACAAUGUGAGUGCUGUUUUUGUAAGUGGCUCAGACAUGAAUAGUUAGAAAAGCAGAGAAAGCCGGAUCAAAACAUGACAAGCCUGACAGCGCUGCAAUUAAAAAGGCAUAUGAUCCUUUGCACAUCAUGGGCUCUUCUUCCCAGAACUCCAAAUGGGGGAAGUGUGUCAGAGCAGCCACAGUGCAGCAAGGCCCAGGUUGUACACAAUGGAAGAGUGAAAUUGGAAGGAGAGGGAUUUACCUGAACGGACACAAUCUGCUCUAUUUCCAAUGCAAGGAAUACAGUUAAAGUUAACUAAAAGUUUCCCUCUGACAAACACUUCUGAAAGGAGGAAAAAAGAAAGUCAAAACACUGGAGAUACAGAAUCAGCACACGCAGCCCUGCUGUCGGAUUCUGAUGUGUUUCCAUGGACUACAUUUACAAGGAAACACUCGAGGCUUUGCUGAUUCCCAGCAGCCAUGUGAGCUUUUGGGCUUUUAAUACUUAUUCCAGCUGCAAAAGGGUGCAGCCAGCAUGUAACAGAGCUGGCACAACUGUGGGAGCUGGUGACUUUCUAGUGCCCCGCUACAUUUGGGUUGUUUUUUUCCUGCAAUGCUAUUUAAAUCACAGAGGAAUGCAUACGAUGCCUUAUAAUAGCAUAUGAUGCUUUAUAAUACACAGAAUUCUUUUGACUCAACAUCUCUUGUGCAUCAGGCAGUAGCAGGAAGCUGCAUCAGAGACUAAAUUUCUAAUUGAAGUGGACAGAUCUGAGCAUAUGUGGGCAGCAGUCUUUACUUUUAAGAGCACCAUCCUUUGUUGCAUGAGGAAUGUGAAAGUACAUAACUGAGCUUUGUAACACAAACGCUGCAUAAGCCAGCAAAGAAAGGCUGUGGACUGCUAUGGAUAUGCAAUGCAUUUUACAGGCCAUGUGAAUAAAAUUCAAAGCCCCCUGCAGCUUUCAGAUCACACAGCUGUAAUAGAAAACUACUGUGAUAACCUUCCCUAAGGCCUCCUUUGUACAUAAGCUGUUCAUUCUAUUCCUAAUACAACAUACAAAACUCAGCACUUUUUUUGCUGAAUCAGUUUCUUCCACGCUUUAAAAUUUGCUGGACUAUCUGCCAUAUACAGAUUGCAUGAGCUCUAACUUCCAUCAGAGCAGGAACUCACUUCAGCCCUUUCCAAACCACCAGAACAAGCACAGUUCUCCAUGAACCAGCCCAUCUGACCUGAUAUUUUCACCUAAGCCAUUCAUUAUUCACAGGGAAAUAACAGCUCAGUGAGGCUGGGUGUUCACCACAAUCCUCCUUCCUGUGAUGCCUGGCUUUGACUAAGCCCUUCAUGCUGUAAUAUAUUGCAAUGGCCAUAUUGCUAUAGUAAUUUAACCCUAUUUCUUGGCCUUUAUGCAUUCCUUUCCUUUGUCCCAUUGCCAAGUUCACCCCAGCCUGUAUCUGCCCAAGCAGGUAUUAGUUCUGCUACUCUCUACCUGGUGUUCUUGAGCCAACAAUCUCACUGUUGGUACGGGUACGAAGUCUUAUCUAGAUCAUACAAAAGAACCUAUAUGUAGGUUCUUCUUAGCCCAAUGUUAUAUAGAACAUUAUUUUUUCCCCUGUAACACAAUGAAGACAUGAAUCGAUGUUUUUCUCAUGCAAUAUUUCAGAACCCAUGUGAUAUCUGCACGUGUGAACUACUGAAAUAAAAACCAACCAACCACAACAGCAAACAGAAGAAUCCCUUGUAACCAAGGGGAAAAAAGAAAGCAUCAAGAUGACCCAAGUUUCAUCUUCUCAUUAACCUUCAGUUACAGGGUUAAAACAGCUCUGCUAGAGCUGCUCAGCCUGUGAUUCAUGGGCUUCCAGCAGGCUGUUAGUCUGCAUUGAAAGACAGCCUGCAAAGCAACCACCCGCUUCUGGCUGAGUCUGUUAAUGUGAGAGAUGUAAACACCAGAAUCACAUUUUUAUAG